AUGUUCAUAAUAGUGUUAACUAUUUAUGAAAACUACACGAAAUGCUACUCGUCGCUACUAACCAUCUUCAGUCUAACUAUCAACCGAAAGCUAACAAUUCGGAGUAUGCAGGGCUCGUCGACAUCGUCAUCAACGAACAAGAAGUGCUCCAUCUGCCACGACCAGCAACAAAUGGGCGCAAAAAUUUGCUGCUGCUGCAGAUCGGAUGCCGAGGAGAAUGAGCAGUUGACCAGUGUGAUAUUGAGCAGACAGCCGCCGCCGAAAGAACAAUGUCGAGGAAAUCUGCUAGUUUUCAUCAAUCCACACAGUGGAAAAGGCAAAAGUUUGGAGACUUUUGCGCAUACAGUUGGCCCGAAAUUGGACAGGAAUUUGAUUCGAUAUGAAGUCGUCGUUACUACCGGUCCGAAUCAUGCCCGAAAUGUGUUGAUGACAAAAUCAGAUCUUGGAAAGUUCAAUGGUGUUCUAAUUCUUUCCGGUGAUGGAUUAGUUUUCGAGGCACUAAACGGAAUCCUCUGCCGCGAAGAUGCUUUCAGGAUAUUCCCGCAUCUUCCUAUCGGAAUAGUGCCGAGUGGUUCUGGAAACGGUCUUUUGUGUUCAGUUUUAUCAAAAUACGGCACAAAAAUGAACGAAAAGUCAGUAAUGGACAGAGCGUUGGAGAUUGCCACGUCACCAGUCGCAAAAGCAGAGUCAGUUGCGUUGUAUAAGGUGCAAACUGAAAAUACGACGUACGCUGCGUUUUUGUCGAUCGGUUGGGGACUUAUGGCUGAUAUUGACAUCGAAAGCGAGAAGUGGAGAAAAUCGCUCGGAGGACACCGGUUCACUGUGAUGGGUGCCAUCCGCAGUUUCAAUAUCCGAUCCUACAAAGGUCGUCUAUCUUAUCGGUUGUACAAACCGAAAGGAUUUAAACCGUCGUCGAAUGUGUUCAAUGUUUAUGACAAAACUACGCAGCAAAGGAUCGACGACUCUACUCCCCCACUCACUGUUCCCCACUUGACUUCCACCGAAUCAGAAGACGAAAAACUAGAAUCAAAACCGAAAAACACGUGGACACUACACGAUUCAGAUGACACGACUUCAGAAGACGAAGAAGGCGAAGAAGUAGUGAUUGAAGAUGAAUUUGUGAAUAUGUACGCUGUCACUUUAUCUCAUAUCGCUUCCGAUGGUCCAUUCGCUCCAAGUGCUAAACUAGAAGAUAAUCGAAUUCAUUUAUCGUAUAUUCUGUGGAAAGAUAUUGGAACAAGAGUGGAUAUUGCAAAGUAUUUGUUGGCGAUUGAGCAUGAGACUCAUCUCGAUUUGCCGUUUGUUAAGCGCGUCGAAGUAUCUUCAAUGAAAUUGGAUGUGCUGAGCGAUGGAUCAUAUGUUGUUCUUGAUGGAGAAGUCGUUGAAACGAAAUCAGUAACAGUUUCAUCGACACGAGAUAAUAUUUGUGUUUUCUCGUCGACUGCCUAG
Messenger RNA from Caenorhabditis remanei, 1449 nucleotides. RefSeq lists its product as uncharacterized. Gene Ontology annotation, biological process: sphingosine biosynthetic process. The transcript is spliced from 8 exons. Gene Ontology annotation, cellular component: membrane; intracellular membrane-bounded organelle; cytoplasm. The coding region runs from base 1 to 1449 and encodes 482 amino acids. The record is from RefSeq and is a predicted model, not a curated record. NCBI's taxonomy places the organism in Eukaryota, Metazoa, Nematoda, Chromadorea, Rhabditida, Rhabditidae.